Molecule: messenger RNA, 2874 nt
Organism: Salvelinus namaycush (lake trout)
Lineage: Eukaryota; Metazoa; Chordata; Actinopteri; Salmoniformes; Salmonidae
Gene: gprc5c
Product: G protein-coupled receptor, class C, group 5, member C
Exons: 5
Coding region: 340-1671 (443 amino acids)
Biological process (GO): visual perception; G protein-coupled receptor signaling pathway
Cellular component (GO): intracellular membrane-bounded organelle; signaling receptor complex; plasma membrane
Molecular function (GO): sevenless binding; protein kinase activator activity; G protein-coupled receptor activity
Source: RefSeq, a predicted model, not a curated record
AGUAGGCAGUCGCUAUCCAGGGACCAAUCGCUCCACAUGAACAGCUCUAGAAGCCUAGUAUUGUGAGAUCCAACCCCGACUUCAAUAUUUCAGAAUUGACCAAAAGCAGAGAUUGCAGUGUAAUUCAAAACCACUAGAAACGGAAUAUAGGCAACAUUUUCAAAGAGCUAUCAACUUUUAGCCCACUGGAUGUAGGCUACCUGGGGACAAUGUAGAGCGCGUUUUUUUUUUGUCAGUGUGGGUUGGAACAGGUGAAUUGCAAGUAGCGACAAUAUCAAGGACCACCAAGAACAACAAAGAUUCACAACAGUCAGACAUCUGAAGGUUCUGCUGAAUUCCAUGGAUCGGACACUCAAGAGGCUUCAUCUCCAUCUGCUCCCGACCGCUGUCACUUUCUGGUCUCUCCCCUUCUCUAUGGCUGCCAGCGUGACCCCAGGGGGGUGUGGCUCCAAUGUAGGCUCCCUGUACUAUAGCCUGUGUGACCUCAGUGCCGCAUGGGGCAUCGUACUGGAGUCAUUCGCGGCGGCCGGCGUGGUGGGUUCCAUCAUCCUCCUCAUCGUCCUCCUGGCCAGCCUACCCUUCAUCACAGACAAGAACAAGAGGAGCUCCGUGGGGCUCCAUGCCUGCUUCCUGAUCUGUACCCUGGGCCUCUUCUGCCUCACUUUCUCCUUCAUCGUAGGGAAGGACUUCGCCACCUGUGCCUCGCGGCGCUUCCUCUUCGGGGUGCUGUUUGCCGGGUGCUUCACGUGUCUUCUCAUGCAGUGUGUGAGGCUGAACCUCCUGGCCCGCAGGGGGGAUCAGGGGCCCCGGGCCUGGGUUCUGUGUCUGGGAGCCCUGGGGCUCUGGCUGGUGGAGGUGGUCAUCAACACAGAGUGGCUGAUCAUUACCAUUGUUCGCUACCCACUGUCACCGCUCAACGUUACAGGGACAGCACUAGGCAUGGCCGCCGACGUGCCCUGUAACAUCGCCAACCAGGACUUUGUAAUGGCGCUGAUCUACGUACUGAAUCUUCUCCUAGCUGUCGUAGUGGCAUCCUUACCGUCCCUGUGCGGGAAACACAAGCAGAGACGCCAGGAGGGAGCCUUUCUCCUCGUCACAGGUCUCCUCUCUGUGUUCAUCUGGGUGGCCUGGAUCACCAUGUACGCCUGGGGGAACCUGAUGACGGGUGGACCCAGCUGGGAUGACCCUACCCUGGCCAUCGCCCUGGUCUGCAAUGCCUGGGUGUUCCUGGUCCUCUACACCAUCCCAGAGAUCUGCUCUCUGACUCAGGAGGACGGGGGGGCGCCGGGGUUCGGAGAGGACCUGUACCCCAGUAGAGGGGUGGGCUACGAGACCAUCCUGAAGGAUCAAGGAGCCCAGAAUAUGUUUAUGGAGAACAAGGCUUUCUCUAUGGAUGAGAACGCAGAUCCGAAGAUUGUGUCCCCAUACAGCGGCUACAGUGGUCAGCUCCGCAGUUCUGUCUACCAGCCCACAGAGCUAGCUAUCAUUAGCAAGGGAAUGGGGAAUCAGGAAAUGUCCUACGAGUCUCGCAUCCCCCGAGCCUCCAUCAACAACAGCUCCCCGGCCCACAGAGGGGGCAGUACCCUGUCAGUAUGCACCGACGAGGCCUCAGACACACAGACACAACAGGGCCACAGUGGUAAUGGACUGCACAAGAAAUCCCAGUGGUGAACACAGACUUUACGUUACACCUCUCUCCUCGAGACAUUUUUGUUCAUCCAUUUUAUUCAAAUCUGUUGACUCUAUUUUGCUGUUGUCCAUUGGAUUCUUAAUAUGAGCUGGCUCUAAAGCGACCAGCCUAUCAGACUCCAGAGGUGACGUUUGGGUGAUCGAUACAAACAAUUUGCCUAUCUAUAAAUGGACAGUCCUGCACAGCAAAAUCAAUGGUGUACAUUUAACUCUGAAAGUGUUAAAUGUACACUAUUUUCAGUGAACAUAUGAGUCCCACUGAACUGGUGUUAAUAUAACACUUUUGAAACUGCUAAAGAUUGAACUCUGUUGCAGUGUUCCCCAUUCAACUCUUAAACUGUUCAUAGGAACUUGAUUGUGGUGUUUGCAUAGCUCUACUGUAGAGUAAUACGCAACACCUACAGAGUAAAACGUAACACUUGACUAAUUUGCUUAUUUCCCAGAGUGCCUUAUCUUUUCAAGUGAAUUGUAGAGUUACCACCCAUGACUGUAUUUGUUAACGAUAGAGACAUGGUUACUGAAUUCUUUCAUUUAAAAGGCCUGUAGCUUUCACCUACUGAGUAUCUAAAACUAUGACUCUAUGAUAGUACAUGUAUCAUGACCUAGUUUCAUCCUAACACAGAGGUGUUAAGAAAGUCAUGGUUUGCACACCAAGGCAGGCCUGCAAAUGACAUUAUGCUGGCUCUCGAAGUGAUGUGUAAUUCCUAUUGAAAUCCAGCCAGAGUUAGGAUAUCCUACAGUUAAAAUUGUUAUUCACUUGCAACCUGCAUUCAGAAUGAUUGUCAGGGUUCUUCUUCUUUUGCAAAUUGAUAAGACUACCUAAACCAUUUAAACUGAAACUUUAGUAACAGGUGCAAUAAAUUUAACUUAGUGAUUGGAUUAGUUUAGAAAAAUGUAUGUUAUUUAUCUUUGUGUAGUUUAAGAUUAAUCAAUCAAUGUACAUGUAAAAACACAGACAUUAAAAGCAAUUCAAAAAAAUCUACCUGCAGUAGAGCAUGCAGGGAAAUAUGAUAAUGAUUAGCGUGCUUUUGAUGGGACUGUUUUAAUCUCCACAGUGUAAAACAAUAACUAUGCUUAUUAACACUAACACUUGGGGAUAUUUUACCCAACUGAGUGUUACUUUCACUCUUACAGAGUGAAUUCAUCUCCUGAAUAAACACAAGAAAUGUUACACUGAAAAAUCAA